Mesorhabditis belari is the source of this 300-nucleotide messenger RNA. NCBI's taxonomy places the organism in Eukaryota, Metazoa, Nematoda, Chromadorea, Rhabditida, Rhabditidae. The record is from the annotation of a GenBank genome assembly.
AUGCCCGAUAAUCACACUCCACUCAAGAGAGAAGCAAUGGGAAUUAGAAAUCAGCGAGAAAUGCCCGAUAAUCACUCUCCACGCAAGAGAGAAGCAAUGGAAAUUAGAAAUCAGCGAGAAAUGCCCGAUAGUCACGCUCCACUCAAGAGAGAAGCAAUGGGAAUUAGAAAUCAGCGAGAAAUGCCCGAUGAACAUGCUCCACGCAAGAGAGAAGCAAUGGGAAUUAGAUAUAGACGUAGUGGCAGUCGUCGUAUACACCGUGAUGUGCAUCAAAAACGCUAUGGCCUUGAUGGAAAGAAA